ACCGAAUUCAGAGCGUUCGGAGAGCGUCGGGAAAGGAGCGAUCCGAUUGGCUAAUCAGAAAUGAAACGAAGCAUCGGGGAGACUAGAGAGAGGGGAGCUUGCAAAGAGACUGCGGAUGUUGGCAUGGCAAGUAUGUUCAGCCUCUCCGAAUCAGAUUCAGACUUGUCUGACGACGAUCAAUCCCAGCAUGCCUCGGGAGGAGAGGUGGGGGCAGACGUGAAACAGAGAACGAAGUCACUGACGGCACCCCGCCCGGAGCUGGAGAGUCGCCCCCGGGGGACGUCGGAGUCACAGGCCUCCGACUCGGAGAGGGACGACACCCUGGGCCCGUUCCGGGCACGCUCGCGCUCCGCCCCCGCCGCUCUCUGGGCAGCCCAGAAAUACGGGCGAGAGCUUCGGAGGAUGAGUGACGAGUUCGACAGCUGCCUGGACAAAGGGACAUUCAAGAGAGUGAGAAGCGCCUGCACGGCAAAGCAAAUGACAACCUCCAGAAGCUGGUGGACGUUUCUGUGGAACAGAAAACAGGCAGUUGAGCAGACGGCCCAGGGGGUCCUCGAGGGGCAGUGACAGGCCUAGCCGGCAAGCCAAAGGAACACUCCGCCAGCUUGCAGGGGCACGAGCCCCAGGGACUCGGGUUCGGGGGAACGAGAGGGCUGGGGGAUUCGUCAGCACACAGCGGGAGCACAGAGCAGACUCCAGUCCCGGAGGAGCGCUGCAGGGUCUCCUGGCUUCCAUCCCAACCUGAGCUCCUCGAUUUAACAUCCUCCAUCUAGUUAUUUGUUCAGUUGUCCAGUCUCCCCCCCCCCCCCCCCCCCCCCCCCAUAAGGUUGUUUUUUUUUACAGUUGAAACAACUGUGAGGACCGGAGACUGGAAAUGGGUCCCAAUUAAUCAGAUAGUAAUGAGAGCAGGUAAGCGAUUUUGAGAGCUCGGGGUGGAACGGAAGCCACAAGACACCCCCCCCCCCCCCCCUCCCCCCCCCCCCUCCCCCGGUCUACUGUGUAAGCAGGAUACCAGCAGGGUUUUCUUACUGUUGUAUUUUUAAUUGCAGAUUACAAAGUACUUCCAUUGCUACAGUCCUUUCCACAUGUACUGUUAUUUUAAGCUGAACGAUCGUAGCAUCAAGCCA
Polyodon spathula (Mississippi paddlefish) is the source of this 1127-nucleotide messenger RNA. RefSeq names its product BCL2 associated agonist of cell death b (gene badb). The coding region runs from base 61 to 567 and encodes 168 amino acids. Gene Ontology annotation, biological process: apoptotic process. The transcript is spliced from 4 exons. The record is from RefSeq and is a predicted model, not a curated record. Lineage: Eukaryota; Metazoa; Chordata; Actinopteri; Acipenseriformes; Polyodontidae.